Molecule: messenger RNA, 1152 nt
Organism: Saccostrea cuccullata (small rock oyster)
Lineage: Eukaryota; Metazoa; Mollusca; Bivalvia; Ostreida; Ostreidae
Product: putative nuclease HARBI1
Exons: 1
Coding region: 1-1152 (383 amino acids)
Source: RefSeq, a predicted model, not a curated record
AUGGCGCACUCUAAACUUGCAUGUGCAUCACUGAUCAUUAACAGCGCAUUUUUAGAAAGUGAUGAUAAGGAGAAAGAUAAUGAAAUUGGUGUGUUGUCUCUACUCCAAAUGCAAACUUCAAUGUGUUCUGCUCUAAUGACCCUGGUCCCUCAACGUCGGUUGAGAAUACCUCGUAUGAAUAAUUACGUUGAGGAGAUCAUUCCCAAGUAUGCCGAAGAAGAUUUCAGACGAAGAUUUAGAAUGAGUAGAGCAACGUUUACAUCUCUUUUGUCAAUAUUCCUCGAAUUUAAAGACAAAACAAUUAUAUCCAUGGAAAAGCAGCUAUUAAUUUUCAUACGCUAUUUGACGACACAAAUGACAAUACAAGCUAUUGGUGAUCAGUUUGGAGUGUGCGAAUACACAGUCUUUGAUAUUGUAAAGCGCCUUGCAAAUAUUGUUUGUCGACAACUACUGCAGCAGUACAUAAAAUGGCCAGUUGGUGAAAAGGUUUCCGACGUUGUGAAAGGAUUUAAAGAUUUAAAAAAUUUCCCGGGUGUAAUUGGUGCCAUUGACGGCAGUCACAUACCUAUAAAAACUCCAACCCAUUGUCCAGAAAACUACGUUAAUCGAAAGUUAUUUCCUUCUGUUAUUCUUCAGACAGUGUGCGAUUCAAAAAUGCAUUUGUUAGAUGUUAACUGUGGUUGGCCAGGAUCGGUACAUGACUCCCGAGUUUUUAAAAACUCAGAGUUGCACCAGAGAAUUCAGAACAACCCAGAGGAGAUGCUUCCUUACAAUUCACACCUUUUGGGGGACUCGGCUUAUGGUCUUGAAAUGUGGAUGAUGACUCCCUAUAGGGACCGUGGAAACCUCACACAACGUCAACAUCAGUACAACUACAUCCACAGCAGUACUAGGAUGGUCAUUGAACGUACUUUUGGAGCUUUAAAAGGACGAUUCCGUCGCUUAAAAUAUGUAGAUAUUCAGGACAUUGAAAAAAUUGUAAAAGUAGUCAUUAGUUGCUGUGUAUUGCACGAAUUUUGUUUACAGCAUGAUGAUGACUGUAUAGAGUUUAUUGAGGAAGGAGGAGAGUACGAAAUUAACAGCUUUGUUGAAAUUUUAUGUGGAAGCACUGCUGCAAAUGAAAAAAGGGACAUUAUUUCAAGACUUCUGUGA